AUGUUCGAAGGGAAAUACACCACCAUGGGAAGUCGAUCGACCUUGCACCCUCGAGUCGUCAAGGCUCAGUUGAACCAUCAUCUUGCCGAUGUUAUGCCAGCAGUUCAGAAAGAAAUAGUCGACGCUUUCGAUGACAAUUUCCCCGCUUGUGACGAUUGGACCCGCGUUCCCGUAGUGGAUGUCCUCACCCAAAUCGUCGCGAGGGUGUCCAGCUGCAUGUUUGGUGGGACAACACUUUCUCGGAAUAGAGAAUGGGUUCAGUCAUCCAUCAACUUUGCAAUUGAUGGAUUCAUUGGUGCCCAAAAGCUGAAAAGCUAUCCCGAGAUUCUCAAACCACUGGCAGCGCGUUUCAUUCCCGAAAUUCGAAAGAUUGCGAACCACUACGCUGCCGCAGAGGCUGCGGCUAUUCCACUGCUUGAAGCCCGUCGACAAUCUGGUGAAAAGAUGACGGAUCUGUUGUAUUGGAUGGCUGAUCAGGCCAAUGACGAGGAGAGAGAUCCGAAGUUUCUUGCCAGCAUCUUACUCAAGGUUAGUUUCGCUGCCAUUCACACAAGUGCUGCAGCGCCUGCACAACUCAUCUACGACCUCUGUGAACGGCCCCAUAUCAUAGAGUCUCUCCGUCGGGAAAUAGAAGAUUGUACUGGCAGCAAUGGGUUUAUCGACAAGUUCGGCUUCCUCAAGAUGAACAUGAUGGACAGUUUCAUGAAAGAGAGUCAGAGGUUCAACCCGCUUCUUCUUAUAACCUUUGAACGCGUGGUUCACCGGCCAUUCAAGCUGUCUUCUGGUUUUGUUAUCCCGGCACAUACGACUAUCGGGAUUCCAACUCAUGCUAUUACAAUGGAUGAGUCGCUGUAUCCCAAUGCAAAGGUCUACGACCCCUUCCGGUUUUCCAAGCUGAGGGACUCGCAACCUGAUUUAGACGGGCGGGUGCAGUACGUUGCAUCAAAUCCUUCGUCGCUGAGUUUUGGUUAUGGACGACAUGCUUGUCCAGGACGGUUCUUUGCUGCGCAGGAAAUCAAGGCCAUUAUGGCUUACUUACUCUCCAAGUAUGACAUGCGAUUCUCGGACGGCCAAACUCGGCCUGAGAGUCUGAGGGCCGAGACGCAGUACUUACCAAACCCGGCGGCGACGAUUGAGUUCAGGAAAAGAGAAAUGCACCGAUAG
Molecule: messenger RNA, 1164 nt
Organism: Colletotrichum karsti
Lineage: Eukaryota; Fungi; Ascomycota; Sordariomycetes; Glomerellales; Glomerellaceae
Product: cytochrome P450
Exons: 4
Coding region: 1-1164 (387 amino acids)
Molecular function (GO): heme binding; oxidoreductase activity, acting on paired donors, with incorporation or reduction of molecular oxygen; monooxygenase activity
Source: RefSeq, a predicted model, not a curated record